UGUUGGCCGCAUAGGCGGUGGGCAGCGAGCCGGCAUGAGCGCGUCCCUGAGCCGGGCGGCGGCGGCUCUGCUGCGCUGGGGUCGCGGCGCGGGCGGCGGUGUCGGCCUGCCAGGGGCCGGCGCGCGGGCGGCGAGCUCGGGCGGUCAGGCAAAGCAGCUGGACGCGCUGGUGAAGAAGGACAAAGUGGUGGUGUUCCUCAAGGGGACGCCGGAGCAGCCCCAGUGCGGCUUCAGCAACGCCGUGGUGCAGAUCCUGCGGCUGCACGGUGUCCGCGACUACGCGGCCUACAACGUGCUGGACGACCCGGAGCUGCGGCAAGGUAUUAAGGACUAUUCCAACUGGCCGACCAUCCCGCAGGUGUACCUCAAUGGCGAGUUUGUGGGGGGCUGUGACAUCCUUCUGCAGAUGCACCAGAAUGGGGACCUGGUGGAGGAACUUAAAAAGCUGGGGAUCCGCUCUGCCCUUUUAGACGAGAAGGACCAAGACUCAAAGUGAGGGCUCCGGGUCCUUGCUGAGCAGAGCGCCCACCUUCAGUUGCCGCCAGAAAAGCCUUACUACGUGGUGUCUGUUGCUGUGGUGCUUGCGAUGGGCCUCCUGGCUUGCAAGCAGGCAGGUGCUUUUUCUUUGGUCUUUGGCUCAGAAUAUCCUACGGUGAAUUUAUAACGACUGCACUGUAAAUUGGCAUUGUAAUCCGGUAUUGCUGUAACCCAAAUCUGUUCUUACGUUGUCUUUUAUUCUCUGCUGGGUUCAGGAGUCAUUCCUGACUCGUAUGUGGGUUGGGUUGUAAAGAUGGCAACUGCCCUGAUGUUUUUGUAACUUCUCCUAUAAGGGAAAUGAUGGACAGAAAAGAAAAGGAGAUGUCUGGAGUGUUGUUGUUUUUUAAAUAAAUUGCCAACACAGA
Molecule: messenger RNA, 902 nt
Organism: Psammomys obesus (fat sand rat)
Lineage: Eukaryota; Metazoa; Chordata; Mammalia; Rodentia; Muridae
Gene: Glrx5
Product: glutaredoxin 5
Exons: 2
Coding region: 35-496 (153 amino acids)
Source: RefSeq, a predicted model, not a curated record